AAUCAUUCUAAAACUAACUGUCGCCAGCAGAACAGCUCGGAGACGUGACAAAAAUAUUUAUAUUUUUUAUAAAAAAGGAUAUCCGAAAAAAGAUCGAGGCCGCUUGGAAGUAAAAGUCAAAUCAUCAAUAAACAUAUAUAUUUUUCUACCGGACAGCAUAACAAAUAAUAAAUUAGAGGACUGGAUUCUAAACCAGGCAAAAAGUAACUGAAAAUCACCAAUCAAAGCAAGUUUGAAAUAAAUGAACGACCACCAGGAAUAAUCAGGCAACAUUUUUGUUUUUCCAAAAAGAACUCAUUGAUAAUAAUAAGAUGCUGCGACUUCCAGCUGUUUGUGUUCAGCAGCUGCGCUUCAACCAACUUAUUACCGAUCCCAUGCCGCAGAGCUCUUUGCCCGUGUCGCCCAAGGACAUACGUCCUCGUGGGCCAGUUGUCGAGACGUAUGAGGGCAAGCAAGAAAACCCAGACGAUGCCGUGCUGCCGAUGCCUCCUCACAAACUCCCCCUGGACCUAAUGGGGGAUUUGGCUAAGCUUGGGCAAAACAUGCUGAAUCUGAAGGAGAUAAUACAGGAAAAGAAGGUCGAUUUCAAAGAGGCACUGAUCAUGGGAAAGGAUAACUUCAAAGAAGAGUGUCAGAAGCUAAAAGAAUCUAUAACUAAGCAAAAGGAGAGUGAGAUUCUCAAAUUGCAGAAUGGCAUUAAGAAAGCCACUGAUUUAUUGAAACGUCGUUUCUAAUCAAUUUGUUUCCCCACACAAUCUACACAACAAAUUAUGUUCUUGCUUAUUGCAGCCAAUCGGAUUGCCACCAAACCAAAUAAAAUUCAAAAAUAGGGUAAAAGUUAAAUAAA
Molecule: messenger RNA, 847 nt
Organism: Drosophila pseudoobscura
Lineage: Eukaryota; Metazoa; Arthropoda; Insecta; Diptera; Drosophilidae
Exons: 3
Coding region: 312-734 (140 amino acids)
Source: RefSeq, a predicted model, not a curated record